UGGCGGUUGGCAUUGCGCAUGCGCGUUUUUUGUUUUUGGUGGGAAAAGUAAUUUUGUGAAUUUUGUGACCAAAUGGCCGAAAAACUGGAAGAUUUGAAUUUGCCGAACAUGACGGUGCAAAAGAUAAUUAAAGACGCAUUGCCUGAACACGUCAGUGUUGGUAAAGACGCCCGUUCGGCCCUGUCAAGGGCCGCUUCAAUUUUUGUCCUGUACAUAACCUCACAAGCCACCAAAGAGGCGCAAAAAGUGAACAGAAAGACUCUUCUGGGUCAAGACAUUCUAACAGCGUUAGAAGAGCUCGAGUUUGACGAAUUCGUGGAGCCCUUAAGUGUGAUGCUGAGAGAUUUCAAAGAAGCGAAGCAGAAGAAGAAAGUGAAGAAGGGGGCCGACGUUGAAAUGGCGGAAGACAACGACGAGGAGGCCGUGGAAGAGGAAGAAACGGGAGAAUCGUAAUAAAAAAUAAAUUUUU
Messenger RNA from Tribolium castaneum (red flour beetle), 469 nucleotides. RefSeq names its product DNA polymerase epsilon subunit 3 (gene Chrac-14). Gene Ontology annotation, molecular function: chromatin DNA binding; protein heterodimerization activity. The transcript has 2 exons. The record is from RefSeq and is a predicted model, not a curated record. Gene Ontology annotation, biological process: heterochromatin formation; leading strand elongation; DNA damage response. Lineage: Eukaryota; Metazoa; Arthropoda; Insecta; Coleoptera; Tenebrionidae. Gene Ontology annotation, cellular component: CHRAC; epsilon DNA polymerase complex. The coding region runs from base 73 to 453 and encodes 126 amino acids.